This is a messenger RNA of Empidonax traillii (willow flycatcher), 1345 nucleotides long. It is a transcript of the gene LDHB, whose product is annotated as lactate dehydrogenase B. The record is from RefSeq and is a predicted model, not a curated record. Gene Ontology annotation, biological process: carboxylic acid metabolic process. NCBI's taxonomy places the organism in Eukaryota, Metazoa, Chordata, Aves, Passeriformes, Tyrannidae. The transcript has 8 exons. Bases 164 to 1165 code for a protein of 333 amino acids. Gene Ontology annotation, cellular component: cytoplasm. Gene Ontology annotation, molecular function: L-lactate dehydrogenase (NAD+) activity.
ACAUCCCUUAUUCCUGCCAAAGCAUCGCCGCGUGGCUGCGGGCGGGACCCGUUCAACCACCGAAAACUCAACGGGGCGAGCCAGGCAAAGGGCGCAGAAUCAGAGAGGGACAAAAGCAGAGAGGGCUUCAGCAACUGCGCCCCUGGGAAAAGAGCAGAACACCAUGGCCACUCUCAAGGAGAAGCUGAUGACCCCCAUCGCCUCGGGAGCCACGGCCCCCAACAGCAAGGUCACAAUUGUGGGCACUGGGCAGGUCGGGAUGGCCGCUGCCAUCAGCAUCCUUGGAAAGGGUCUUUGUGAUGAACUUGCUCUGGUUGAUGUUGUGGAAGACAGACUGAAAGGAGAAAUGAUGGACCUACAGCACGGGAGCUUGUUCCUUCACACUCACAAGAUCGUGGCAGACAAAGAUUACGCUGUGACAGCCAACUCCAAGAUCGUGGUCCUGACUGCAGGGGUUCGUCAGCAGGAGGGGGAGAGUCGCCUCAACCUGGUCCAGAGGAACGUGAAUGUCUUCAAAUUCAUCGUUCCUCAGGUGGUGAAGUACAGCCCCAACUGCAUCAUCAUUGUGGUUUCCAAUCCAGUGGAUAUCUUGACCUAUGUCACGUGGAAGCUGAGUGGCCUGCCAAAAAACCGCGUGAUUGGAAGUGGCUGCAAUCUGGACACGGCCAGGUUUCGCUAUCUGAUGUCCGAGAGGCUUGGGAUCCAUCCCAGCAGCUGCCAUGGCUGGAUCUUGGGAGAGCACGGUGAUUCCAGCGUGGCUGUUUGGAGCGGAAUUAACGUGGCAGGGGUGAAUCUCCAGCAGCUGAAUCCUGCCAUGGGAACUGACAAAGACCCUGAGAACUGGAAGGAGGUCCACAAGAAAGUGGUUGACAGUGCCUAUGAGGUGAUCAAACUGAAGGGAUACACAAACUGGGCUAUUGGCCUUAGUGUUGCUGACCUCUGUGAGACCAUGCUGAAGAACUUGCACAGGAUUCAUUCGAUCUCAACACUGGUGAAGGGCAUGUAUGGCAUUGAGAAUGACGUCUUCUUGAGCCUGCCUUCUGUCCUAAGUGCCUCUGGAUUGACGAGUGUCAUCAACCAAAAGCUGAAGGACGAUGAGGUGACUCAGCUGAGGAAGAGCGCGGAUACCCUGUGGAACAUCCAGAAGGACAUCAAAGACCUGUAACUCAUAAAUGCCAGAUUCCAGCCAUAGAAAAACCAGCAUGUUGUGUGCAGAUAUGGGCUCUACUCACUCUACAUCUCCAAAGUUAACAUUAAAUGCUCUUCCAGACGGUUCAUGGUAGCUAAACUUAACGCUUGCUGUAAACGCACAAACCUUACGAACAAAUAAAGCAAUUUUCAGGCA